AGAAAAUACUCUCACGUUCAUCAAAGUCCAAGCAUAAAAACCCAUAGACUUUCACCUGGAAAACCCACACCUGAUCAUUUCAUUCCAGUUUGCUAUAGACUAAAAAAUCAGUUUCCCAGUGUUUCCUCAUUGCUAAGCAUCAUGAAAGUUAUAAUCUUGGCCCUGUGUUUCUUGGCUGUGACUGCAACUGAGACAUCAGAACCAACUACUGAAGAGACCACUACAGCUACUCAGAAAACCACCCAGCAGGAAUCAUUGUCUGAGGAUGCCCUGCAGAAGUUGGCAGUGGAGUUUGUGAGCUGGCUGAAGCAGAGAAAGAAUGGCCAUGGGGUUGUGCAACAGAAAACUGCAUGGUUUGACAGGGAUGGCAAGGCUCAUCUGCAAGAGACCCAUUCAGUUUUCAAGAGAGAGGCUUGCAGCAGGUGUUCCAGAAGGAGAGGUGGCUGCAAAAGCUGUGGAAGGAGGGGCUGAAGCUGAUUCAAACUCCACCAUGGACCACUUUAGACAAUGCUCUCAAUCUAUGUCUUGAGCUUGACCCAAUAAACUCAUCCUCUUUCUCCCA
Messenger RNA from Notodromas monacha, 562 nucleotides. NCBI's taxonomy places the organism in Eukaryota, Metazoa, Arthropoda, Ostracoda, Podocopida, Cyprididae. The record is from the annotation of a GenBank genome assembly.